This is a messenger RNA of Tarenaya hassleriana, 777 nucleotides long. RefSeq names its product ferredoxin-1. Gene Ontology annotation, biological process: electron transport chain. NCBI's taxonomy places the organism in Eukaryota, Viridiplantae, Streptophyta, Magnoliopsida, Brassicales, Cleomaceae. The transcript has a single exon. Bases 92 to 544 code for a protein of 150 amino acids. The record is from RefSeq and is a predicted model, not a curated record. Gene Ontology annotation, molecular function: electron transfer activity; 2 iron, 2 sulfur cluster binding.
AUCUGACUACAAUGACCAGUUGCAUACCUUAUCCUUAUCCCCACUAGAGAUAUUCAGACCACAAGCUCUGCACCAGCGUCUCCUCCCGACAAUGGCGACUCUCCAUUUCCUUCAAACGCCGAAAAUCUCUCUCCCAAAACCCUAUAACUCAAAACCCAUCUCGGUUCCUCUGCAAAUUCCGUUUAUGCGAGCGGAUCACCGUAAAUCAUUGACCGGAGGCUUUGUGGCUCGGUCGUUCAAGGUGGUGGUGGAGCACGACGGCGCAACGACGGAGCUGGAGGUUGAACCGGACGAGACGAUCCUGUCGAAGGCCCUUGACACGGGCCUUGAUGUCCCUCACGACUGCAAGCUCGGCGUCUGCAUGACUUGUCCGGCGAAGCUGGUCGACGGAACCGUUGACCAGAGCGAAGGCAUGCUCAGCGACGACGUCGUAGCGCGUGGUUAUACGCUCCUCUGCGUGUCGUAUCCGACAUCGGACUGUCGUAUUAAGACCAUCCCCGAGGACGAACUCCUGUCUCUGCAGCUUGCUACAGCCAACGACUGAGGAAGAACACGAAGAAGGGUCUUUUUUAUGUAAUGUACGCUGGUUUUAUGGGUUCUUUUGUUGCCGUUUGAUGUCUGGAGAGAGCUUGAUUAGAGGGUUUGUCUGAUUCAGACAGAAUGCUGUUUCCAACGAUAUAAAGUUAGAGUCUUGAUUUAUGAAUUCGAAUGCGAGAUGGGUUAUGCAAUGUAAUGGCGGGAAACAACUAUAAACCAAAACCCAGAUCAAAUUUUGUC